UCGUCUUCGCCUCUGUAAAAGCCUCCAUUCAAAUUCUUCCGCCACUGAAAUCCGCCCAAGAGAUAAGAAGAUGAGUAUGUUCAAGCUCAAUUCCCUCAACUCGCUGCGAGAUCUGAGGCACCUCCACGCUUCCCAAUCCGCCGGCGUCAGAGCGCUCACCACCUGCUCGUCAUUAAUCCUCAAACAGUCGAACCCACUUCUCUCCCCCUCUCCGUCGCCGUCUCCCUUCGCACCGUCGCACAAUCUGCUCGCCAUUCGGAACUACCGGAGCAGCCGCGAUCUCAGAAACUAUGGGAUUACGCCUCCCAAGAAUUGGGGCAUUCGGAUUGUGCCUGAGAAGAAGGCCUUUGUGAUUGAGCGGUUCGGAAAGUAUGUCAAGACUCUGCCUUCUGGAAUCCAUUUCUUGAUUCCGUUUGUGGAUAGAAUCGCUUAUGUGCAUUCACUGAAAGAAGAGGUCAUCAAUGUUCCUGACCAGUCUGCCAUUACCAAAGACAAUGUCGCCCUUAUGAUUGACGGUGUGCUUUACGUUAGGAUUGUGGAUCCUAUGCUGGCCUCCUAUGGAGUUGACGAUCCUAUUAAUGCAGCUAUUCAGCUUGCACAGACUACCAUGCGUAUUGCUAUCGGGAAAAUCACCCUUGACAAGACAUUUGAGGAAAGGGAAUCCCUCAAUGAUGAGAUUGUGACAGUUCUCAACAAGGCUGCGUCAGCUUGGGGGUUGGAGUGCCUCCGCUAUGAAAUCAAGGACAUAACUCCUCCUCGUGCAGUGAGGGAAUCUAUGGAGAUGCAAGCAGAAGCAGAACGCAAAAAGAGAGCUCAAAUUCUUGAGUCUGAGGGAGAAAGGCAGGCCAACAUAAAUAUUGCAGACGGAAAGAAGAGUGCUAUAAUUUUAGCAGCAGAAGGAGAAGCGCAAUCCAUUCUUGCUAAAGCGAAUGCAACAUCUCGAGGAAUUUCCCUUGUGUCAAAGACUCUCAAGGAAAGUGGGGGUGCAGAGGCAGCUGCUUUGAAAAUUGCUGAGCAGUAUGUUGAUGCCUUUGGUAAUAUCGCGAAACAGGGCACAACAGUGUUGCUUCCUAGUGCUUCAAAUAAUCCUGCUGGCAUGAUAUCUCAAGCCUUAAGUAUCUACAAAAGCUUGGUUAACAAUCCUUCCACCCUUGGAUCAAUUGGAGGCACGCACAGUGACGAUGCUUCCUCAGAAGGAUCUGAUCACGGUGUUCGAAUGAUCGAGGAGACAAAGAAUCAAGAUAAUGCGAAGGAAUCAGGAUUUUCGCUUCAGAACCGCAAAAAAGGAGCAUAGAGUUUGACUUCUCUCGGUUGUUUGCCAAUUCAACCAGCUACUGGGUUCUUUCACACUAGACAUUUUUCAUCGUAGGAUGCUUCAUUGUUGUUUUAGCCGGAAGGUACGACGUGUCCACUUAAUAUGAGCUGUGAUUAACUAAAAGGGUGUCUAAAUGUUUGCAAUGAGAAUGACAGAUGCCAAAUCAUAUAAGGGAACUGAAAAUUUUUGGGUUGGAACUCA
This is a messenger RNA of Pyrus x bretschneideri (Chinese white pear), 1516 nucleotides long. Its product is annotated as stomatin-like protein 2, mitochondrial. Gene Ontology annotation, cellular component: membrane. The record is from RefSeq and is a predicted model, not a curated record. NCBI's taxonomy places the organism in Eukaryota, Viridiplantae, Streptophyta, Magnoliopsida, Rosales, Rosaceae.